Molecule: messenger RNA, 1071 nt
Organism: Solanum verrucosum
Lineage: Eukaryota; Viridiplantae; Streptophyta; Magnoliopsida; Solanales; Solanaceae
Exons: 2
Coding region: 1-1071 (356 amino acids)
Source: RefSeq, a predicted model, not a curated record
AUGAGGCCGCUGAUUUAUGAUGCUAAGUUCAAUGUAGAUGAGGAAACUACGCAGGCAAUGGCAUGGAUCUCUUUUCCGGAUUUGAAGCCAACAUUUUUCGUUAAAGAAUCCAUCUUUUCAUUAGCAUAUGCAAUUGGAAAACCUCUACAAUUAGAUUCUGCUACUAUCAACAAGACAAGACCUAGUUGUGCCAGGGUCAAAGUGCAAGUAGACUUGCUAUGUGAUUUACCUAACUUUGUUGAGUUAGAAGUUGUCAAUGAGGUUGCAGCAACAUCUAGAAUUGAGAGAAUAAAGGUACAAUAUGAUAUGUUACCUAAGUAUUGUAAAGAGUGCAAACUACAAGGACAUGCGGAACAGGAGUGUCGGAUUUUGCAUCCAGAAUUGCGGAGAUAUAAGGAGGACAAUGAAAAAGAGAAGGAAAUAGAAGAGGGUGAUAACAUGGAAAAGAAUGAGCAGCCUGUGUUUAGAGUUGGAAGGCAAUUUAAAAGAUGGCUUCCUACUAAUAAAAGACUUCCUAGCAAUAAGAUUCAUGUUGGAGGGGGUGAAAACACAGUUGCAGGAGGGCAAGAAGGUGUUAACAUUGCAAAUACUUUUGAUGUAUUAACAGAUCACAAGACAGAAAAAGAAGUUCAGCAACAAAGCAAUAUAGGAAACACAAAGGACAUAAAUCAGACAAAACAGUUUAGUAAACUAAAUGCAGCAGUUGAGGAGAUACAUAUUGAGAAGAUCCAUGUAAAUGAAAUGGAAAUCAAACAGAGGGCAAUAGAGCAGCAAAUGGUCACUCCGGAUGAGAUAUAUGAUAAGGAGCAACAAACUGAAAAGGAAAUGGAGGAAUCACCUGCAGAUGGGCAAGUGAACAUUGAGCAAAACACAAUUGAAGAUGUGGAUAGUCCUACAACGGAAAAUACCGAGGGGAUUAACAAGGAGAAGCAAUUACAGAUAUGUACAAUUCAAAAUGAGCAUACUGAUCUUACUUACAUGAAUGAUAUGACAAAUAUUAGUGAUCAGAGACCACUACAAAUGGUUACAGCACAUGAAGGUAGAUUCCCACCUGACUUUAUACAGGAGUAA